Ceratosolen solmsi marchali is the source of this 1626-nucleotide messenger RNA. It is a transcript of the gene MKP-4, whose product is annotated as dual specificity protein phosphatase MPK-4. Lineage: Eukaryota; Metazoa; Arthropoda; Insecta; Hymenoptera; Agaonidae. Gene Ontology annotation, biological process: protein dephosphorylation. Bases 462 to 1523 code for a protein of 353 amino acids. Gene Ontology annotation, cellular component: nucleus. Gene Ontology annotation, molecular function: protein tyrosine/serine/threonine phosphatase activity. The record is from RefSeq and is a predicted model, not a curated record. The transcript has a single exon.
AAAGGAUUAAAAAUGUAAAAAAGUUUUGGUAUGAAAUUUACUGUGUGGAGUUUGACGAGUUGCCUCGCAUAAUGUUUCUAAUUUAUUUCCAAAAAAUACCUUUAAGCUCGUCAUCUUUAAUUAUCUAGUAAACAACGUGAUUAGUAAUUAAUUUUGAUUGCCAUUAGUUAUAAUACAACAGUUGAUAAUAAGAAGAAUAUGUAUAAAAAAAUGUUUAUAAAUAUUAAGAGGUCGUUUAACUUUAAACAAAAGUUUGAACCGAAUCAGUAGCUUUAUUGUAAAUGUAAUGUAUUACAUUUAUCUUACAUUUACAAAAUAAAUAAUUAAAAUUUAAACGAAAUAUAUUGCAUUAUAAAACUUUAACAAAUGGUUUGUAUGAAGAUAAAUAUGAUUGUUAGAAUUAUUUGAAUGUUAUAGGAACACUAUUUUUUGAAAAUAAAUUAAGAAUCUUUCUAGAGCCCAUGAACAUGGCCGAGAAUGUAAAUGUAAGUUUAAGAAGGGAAGAUUUUGAUGCUGGUCCAUCGAGUUUUAAUGAAAUCGAGCCAAAUUUAUAUUUGGGAAAUUUGACAGCCGCUACAGAUAUAGAUUGGUUAAAACGUACAAAAGUUACUCAUAUAGUUACUGUCGACUCUUGUCCGUUACCUAGAACAAUACAAGAUGCUCUACCAAAUAUAAAAUUAAAAUACAUUCAAAUUACAGAUAUGCCAAGAGAAGAUCUAUUAACUUCCUUCGAAGAUUCUAACCAAUUUAUUAAAUAUGCAUUAGAGUUUGGUGGCACUGUGCUGGUGCACUGCUAUCUUGGUGUUUCAAGAUCGGCAACCAUCGUUAUAGCUUUCAUUAUGAAAAAGUAUAAUCUAUCUUUUACAAAUGCUUUCGAGGUUGUGAAACAGAAACGGCGCUUCGUAGGUCCAAAUGCUGGAUUCGUAGCUCAACUUAAGUUAUACGAAGAUAUGGAUUUUACGGUGGACUGUAAUAAUAUUCAAUUUAAAAUGUAUAGAUUACAAAUUGCAGCGGAUAAAGUGAGAAAGGCUAAAAUUUUACCUCAAAACUAUAUCGAUCUCAUUAAAGCGGAUCCAGCGCUUCUUACUACUCAUCCAGAGCCGACUGUGUAUCGAUGUAAAAAGUGUCGUAGGAUCGUUGCCAAUGCAAGUAAUAUUUUACCUCAUAAACCAAAAGAGCAACAAAUUUGGCGACACGUUAGUUCUAAGCGUCAUGAUAAAAGUCCAAAACAGGAUAAAAUUAUUGAUAAAACUGUGGAGACCGAGGAUAAAGAAAAGGAGCAAAUGAGUUCUGAACCCUGCAAUAAGACCUACUUUAUUGAACCUUUAGCAUGGAUGCCUGAAAUUUUGCACAAAGUAGAUGGUAAGCUCCAUUGUCCUAAGUGUGCUUCGAAACUUGGGUCCUUUAGUUGGAUAUCCGGAUGCCAAUGUCCAUGCGGCAGUAAAAUUGCACCAGCAUUUUAUCUUAUACCAUCUAAAGUUGAUUGGAGCAAUGCCGUUCAAAAUGUCCAAUCGACAAUAUAGGUUCGCUAUGUAAAUUUUUCACAACAUAGCUGACAUCUUCAUAGAUUAGCAUUCAGAAUAAUAUCUCAUUAGGAAAUUAUAAAUAUAAAAAAUAUUGGACGGA